AUGAGGGCACCUACCGCUUGUCGAAGCCUCACGUUUGACAACAUAAAGGCUGCCUACAACAAAGUUUGCUGGCAGGAGGGGAAGUCGGUCAAAUAUGCAACAUCAAACAAAUGUUCAAGGCCACGAAGGCCCAGUUUGACCAAGACCUGCAGGCCAGAGAAGAACAAGCACAAAACGUUUGCUGUGGUUGCUGAAAAUAAGCUGGAGAUUGACCUCAAUGAGCUGAAGGGACAAUCAGCCAACAAAGGCAGGGAUGAGGCCAUCAAACAGCAAAAACUACAGGUGUAGAUGAAGGACUACCAGAGGGAGCUGGAUGGGGCGCGGUCCUCCAGGGACGAGAUGUUCACACAGUCUGAAGAAAACGAGAAAAAACUCAAGAUCCUUGGUGCUGAAAUUUUAAAGCUGCAAGAGGACCACGCGGCGUCAGAGAGAGCCCGUCGACAUGCUAAACAGGAGUGAGACGAGCUAGCAGACAAGAUUUCUAACAGCCCCUGCGGGAAGUCCAUGCUGCUGGAAGAGAAGAGGAGGCUGGAGGCUCACAUCGCUCAGCUGAAAGAGCAGGGCAACAUGGAGCUGCUCAAUGACCACCUCAGGAAAAGCACGCUGCAGGUGGACGGCCUAAACACUAAAGUGGCUGCAGAACGCGGCAUUGCCCAGAAGAACGCAAAUGCUCGUCAACCGAUGGAGCGGCACAACAAGGAGUCAAAGGUCAAGCUACCAGAAUUGGAAGGGGCUGUCAAGUCCAAGUUUAAGGCCUCCAUCACAGCUGAGGAAGCUAAGAUCCCGCAGUGGGGGUAGCAGCUGGAGCAAGAAACAAAAUAAAGAGGAGCGGCCAACAAGACUGUUUGACAUACGGAAAAUAAAUUGAAGGAAGUGAUGCUGCAGGUUGUGUCAUGUCAACCAGUACAAGAAGCAGGUGGUGUUCAGUGA
Molecule: messenger RNA, 930 nt
Organism: Nerophis lumbriciformis (worm pipefish)
Lineage: Eukaryota; Metazoa; Chordata; Actinopteri; Syngnathiformes; Syngnathidae
Gene: myh9b
Product: myosin heavy chain, skeletal muscle
Cellular component (GO): bicellular tight junction; myosin complex
Source: RefSeq, a predicted model, not a curated record